Racocetra persica is the source of this 174-nucleotide messenger RNA. NCBI's taxonomy places the organism in Eukaryota, Fungi, Glomeromycota, Glomeromycetes, Diversisporales, Gigasporaceae. The record is from the annotation of a GenBank genome assembly.
AGAAUACCAUUAGGAAUGAAAGAUACUGGGGUGAUUGAAGUCGAAGAAAUUGGAUACUCUUCAAAAUUGUCGAAUUCUGAUUCGUUACUAUCCAAUUGUUCAUUUGCAGAUGAUAUAAAAUUAGUAGCAAAAGAGGUAUCAAAGGUGGAUGAAAUAGAAAUAGGUGAAACAGAG